AGCGACUGGCUCAUCCCCCAGGAUUACGUUUGACAAAAUAAUAAAAUGUAAUUACAAUUAUAAUAUAAUCAACACAAAUCCACUAUAGAACGAUGUCCAGCAUGUCUGGCUGUUGCGUGGCCAUCUGCCGCAACAGCUCCGGCAAUCACACACCUUCGGAUCCCGGCGUAAGCUUCGUACCGUUUCCAGCGGACGAGGCGCUUCGUGAACAGUGGCUCAUGUCGCUUGGGAUAUCCGAUCCCGAUCGGCGCUUCCGUUGGAAGACCAAAUCCGUGUGUUCGGAUCAUUUUCUACCAUACGAAAUUCACCGGAGUGACGACGGGAUAAUUUUCCCGGUGGACGGAGCGAUUCCGUCAAUUUGCGGUGAUGAUGAACAGGGAAACGAAAAUGAAUCCAAUCUAAUGUUGAAAGAUCACUUUUGCCGCAUCUGCUUCCGGAAGCAUCGAACACUUUUUCCAUUAAGUUCCAAGAUUCACAACAUGGAAAUGAUGGAAAUCAUUCAUCUAGUAAGUGGACUCCGAAUCGAGAACAACCGGCUUCUUCCCAGUAGAAUAUGCUCCCGGUGUAUGACGAAGGUGGAUUUUGCAUUCAACGUUCGACGGGAGUUUCAGCUAAACGCGGAAAAGCUGCGAGCGCUAGAGCAGGAAAAUCGAUUGCUCAAAUACUACGAAGAGUUUGCGAUGGAACCGCCAGAGGAAGAGGCGGAGAGCUAUUCCGAAUCAAUAUUGCGAAACAACAGGGAAGCGUUAGUCGAUCGACAGGUUAUUGAUGCUGAUGGAGCAUUUCAGGAUCUUGGAAUAGUUGUGACGGGAGACGCCGAAGUGGACUGCAUUGUGGAAGAGCAUCUGAUCGAGCAAGAUCCGGGCAAACUCGAAUACGAGGAAAUCUGGAAUGAUGAAGCAACUCUUGAAAGUAAUGCUGAUAAGGAUAUUCCUAUAACUCUCAACGAUUCUGAACCAUUAGCACCGAAAGAGAAGCAAAACUACAUCUUUUCGUGGACUGAACUGGUCAAACCCAAAGAGGAGCAGAAUAAGGAUCCCAAACCGACGGAAGAAGUUCCAACGCUAGACCUGAUUCCCAACAGUUGUUACAUCUGUAAUCACGCUUUCGCCUCGGAACAGGUGCUGGAAGAACACCUGGCCACCCACGCUGGAAUGCUACCUCACAAAUGCGAACAAUGCAGCACCAAAACGAAUCCCAUCAUUUCCAAAGGAAUCAUCUCAUUGAACCAGCAUUUGAAAACUCAUCUCUUCCCAUACCCGUGCCCGAACUGUCCGCUUAAAUUCCCCUCGUUGUACAGUCGACGUUCGCACGUUCGUUGGACUCAUCGGGGCUUUCAUAAGAAUGGAUUCACGUGCGAAACGUGUGGAAAUGUCUUCGACAAGAAGCGUACCUUCCUCGCCCACGUGCUCAAGCACCGAACCGCCGAGGAGCAACGCUUCAAGUGUGACCAUUGCGGUAAAAUCUUCACUACCAAAGCUUCUUUGCGUCGUCAUGUUCGGACACACACCGGAGAGUGUCCCUUCGAGUGUCAGUACUGCGGCAAACGCUUUAACCACGAGUACAACUUCCGACAGCAUAAGCUACUACACGUGGCCGGCAACAAGAUCCACCAAUGCGAGCACUGUCCGAAGGGUUUUGUAAACGCAACUUCCCUUAGAUACCACAUGGCCGAGCACUUUCCCGACGAUCCUAGUUUCAGAGUACACAAUCCCAAAGCCACCAAGGAUCAAAUCGAUUAUGCAUGUCUAGAGGAAGAUUGCGCAUUCGUCGGUGGCAAUUACGGCCAACUAGCGUACCAUAGAAACACUCGUCAUCUCGGCAAAUUCCGCUGUGAAUCGUGUUCCCGGCAAUUUUCCAGCAAUUCAGCACUCCAGGAGCACGAGGAAGUUGUACAUCGGGGAGCGCCUUCGUUCAAUCGCUACCCGUGCACCUUCUGCGACAAAACCUUCGCCAUCAAAACUCGCUUGGAUCAGCACGAAGACAUCCAUCGGGGACAGAAGAACCACUUUUGUCGAUUUUGCGGAAAGGGCUUCAUCCAGAAAGUGAAUUGCGUCGUACACGAGAGGAUUCACACCAAGGAACAGCCGUAUCGGUGUGGAUUUUGCGAAAUGACUUUUUUCGAUUCUCGUGGCAGGAAGAAACACGAAAAGGACCGGCACUCGCAGGAAAUUGUGGUGAAAACGAAGGAGCCCGUUUUUCGGGAAUAACAAUACAAAUAGCCUUGGAAUCUAAUCUAGAGCU
Molecule: messenger RNA, 2244 nt
Organism: Ochlerotatus camptorhynchus
Lineage: Eukaryota; Metazoa; Arthropoda; Insecta; Diptera; Culicidae
Product: zinc finger protein 14-like
Exons: 2
Coding region: 93-2210 (705 amino acids)
Biological process (GO): regulation of transcription by RNA polymerase II
Cellular component (GO): nucleus
Molecular function (GO): RNA polymerase II transcription regulatory region sequence-specific DNA binding; zinc ion binding; DNA-binding transcription factor activity, RNA polymerase II-specific
Source: RefSeq, a predicted model, not a curated record